Messenger RNA from Argiope bruennichi, 3022 nucleotides. Its product is annotated as twist-related protein-like. Gene Ontology annotation, molecular function: protein dimerization activity. The coding region runs from base 462 to 1262 and encodes 266 amino acids. The record is from RefSeq and is a predicted model, not a curated record. The transcript is spliced from 3 exons. NCBI's taxonomy places the organism in Eukaryota, Metazoa, Arthropoda, Arachnida, Araneae, Araneidae.
CUUAAGAGUGCUCGCUCUGGAACUCACUCGACGCUCAUUCGGAGUAGUGGAAUGCCUCUGCUCGACAACAAGUGGUCACCGGCUCGCAAGUUGCUCGGAAGGAUCUUCUUGGAUUACAUCACGUGAAUCGUUGCUAGGGAUAAGUUACCCCUCGCCGACCGGAAUCUGCCUUUGGGAAGAGUGGGUCUAUGCAAUAUUUACAGUUAUACAUGUGGAAAACUGAAAGACAGAUCAAAGUAUAAAGCAUAUGAAUAUUGAAGAAAGUUGAGAUUUCUCGAUGCAUUGCUGAAUUCCAAAAGACUAAUAAAUUUCUAUGGAUUAAUAGUGCUUAAAGAUUGCUUUGUAAAAAUCCUAAGGACAUUGAAAGAGCUCAACGUGUCAAAUUUUUGGAAGUUUUCAUUAACAAUCAAAAUUAAAGUUUUCGUUUCCUGCAAGUAAUAUCAGAAAUUCAUUACUAAAAAAUGGCGCUCAGCGCUUCUUUCGGAGUUGAAGACAAUGUGUUGCAUACACCGAAGUUUGUCGAGACAAGCUUCGAUUUUAGUUCCAUGUUCAGUACAAAGUACCUACAUAGCAGCCUCGAUGACGGAUCAGACUCUCUGGACAUUCCACAGUGUGUUAUUGGUUCAACUACUACAACCACGGCUGCUUCUUCUACCUCACACCAAAAAGCUCCCGAAGUUGAUCCAAUCGAGUCAUGUUCCUCCAUGGAUGAGUCUUCUGUGCUGGAGAAUCCAGAAAACAUCCCUGUCCGAUUGCCCAACUAUAAUCUCAGGCAACGUUCCAUCAAAAAUAGAAUUGAGACAGAAAUCAGGAGAAAAGUAGCCAAAAAAACACCGAAGCCCAAACAAAGACCAGCACCACUCAGCAAGUACAGGAGAAGGACAGCAAACGCUAGAGAACGUUCCAGAAUGCAAGAAAUCAACGAAGCAUUUGAAACUCUACGUAAAGUGGUGCCACAGUUCCCAUCCAAGGCCGGCGCCGACAACGCCAAACUUACCAAGAUCACCACCUUGAGGUUGGCUGUGAACUACAUCGCGGCAUUGUCGCAAAUCUUAAAACAAGCCGAUGCAGACGCAGCCACACCUAAUGACAGGGUGCUGGACGGAAUGAUGACCCAGCACUCUGUCAUCGAUGCCAUAGACUCUUCCGAUCUCCUAGGGGCAGGGCUGGGCUCUGUGGAAGGACUUCUUGACGACUCAUUCGAUCUCAUUCUUGAAUCCGAUGGUGACAGCCUUCCCCUGAGUGACGACAUAAACGUGUAAUCUGAGGACCUAUUAUUACACGUAGCUCAGUAGAUCUUAGAAUUAAGUGUGACUUACAUCUGUUAAGUGUCCUUAAACUCUACACGCCAUUUGUUAUAAUCCACCCCGAAAGCUGUUAUUCUACGGACUCAUCGAAACCUUUGUGAUGAAUUGUCUUCCAGUUUAUCAACAUUGCGUCCUAUUAGAAGACUGAUUUAUGAGUCUGAUUCGCCAAAAAACUUGUUGACAUUCUGUUUGAAGAAGGGAUUUCAAGAAAUAUUAAGUAGUGUGGGAAGUAUAGUUAAAUGACGAUGCGCAGCAGAAAGAAUAUAUUUCUUUUUAAUUUGCCUUGAUUGCUGUGAAUCAAAACAGACUGUUUGUGGACUAUUCGAUAAGACCUAGUACAAAUUGUUUAUUUUUUGUUUCUGUAGUUGUUUCUAUGGUAAAAUUGAUAUUAUGAUCUUAAAUGCAUUUUUUGCGCGUGAUUUAAAAUCAUAUAUUACCUUCCUAUAGCAAAUAUAAACAUAUUUGUAAGAUCAAUAAUUCAAAUUUUAAAAUUAUCGGAGGUUUUCCUCCAUCUCAUGCAAUUAUUAUUUUUAUUAUUAUUCCUCGUACUUUAAAAAAAAGCAAUUAGCUCUUCAGGAAGGGCUGAAAAUGAAAAUGUUUUGUCCGUGCUUUAUUUUCCUAUCCGGUGAAUUUCAAAAUGAAUUUAAAAUGGUGUUUCGUCUGGUCAUUGUUUAUGUUUUAUUGAUGUUUAUAUUAAAGAAUGUACGUUGUGUUUAUUGUUGCCUAAUUCUAUUGCAUUUUUCUUACUCUAUCAAAGUUCAUAAAAUCCACUCCCAAUUCAAGUUUAAAUUUGUAUUAACUAGAUGCUCUGUUUUAAAGCCGGAAAUGCUUUAUGCAAAAUGCGUUAAAUAAUUAACUGUAAACUUGAAACAAAAGUAAAUCAUUCAAUUUUUAUUUUCUUACUAAUAAUGCUGGGCAUUAUUACUAUAUAUAUAUAUCGUGUAGUCCUGUUUUGUGCUUUUUUUGCUCAUAAGAAUAUUUACAUAUCUGCUUUUUAGACCACUAUUAUUGUUAGUUAUUUUUAUAUUUGUUGUUUUACUAACACAUAAAUGAAACGCAUUUCAUUUCCAUAUAAAUAGAUUAAUCUAAAUAUGAAACUGUAAAGGUGAAAAAAAUGUUAAAUUUUACACUUGUUUUGCAUUUAAAUUCUUUAGUAAAUCAUAUGUAAAUGAUUUGAAAUUCAUUCACAUUUGAAAAUAGAAGCCAUUUUUUAAAGUGUAUUAUUAAACACUUUAAUAAUACACUGAAACGCGAACAAAGAGAUUCAAAAUGUUACUAAGAAAAAUACCCUCUCUUAUAGCUCAUAAAAAUCCCUCUGAUAAGUAACGAAAUCUUAUGUUCUUUUAUGCUCAUAACGGUUGUACGCUCUCAAUGUAUCAAUUGCUCAUUUUGAAAGCAAGUUAUAAUAAUAAAUUCUAAAAAAUAUGAAAAGUAUAAUUCUAAUACUCUCUAAAAUGUAGCAUUUUUGAAAACUGAGUUUUGAUUAGAAUGUCAUAUUGAAUAUAUAUAUACUGAAAUUUAAGAAUAAACCAAUUUAGAUUUUCAUUUAUCUGCGCCGAAAACGAGCAUGUGAAAUGGUUACGUUAUGUACUGAAAUACUGUGUUGAAUUUCAUGUUUUUACUUUUUUUACUAUUGUUUUAAAGAAAUAAAUAUAAUGAGUUAUAUUCAGUAUCGCUGGCCGAAAACUGAAAAAUAUGCUCUUGCUUGUGAUUUU